Cololabis saira (Pacific saury) is the source of this 3179-nucleotide messenger RNA. It is a transcript of the gene serinc5, whose product is annotated as serine incorporator 5. Bases 179 to 1558 code for a protein of 459 amino acids. Lineage: Eukaryota; Metazoa; Chordata; Actinopteri; Beloniformes; Belonidae. The transcript is spliced from 12 exons. Gene Ontology annotation, cellular component: membrane. The record is from RefSeq and is a predicted model, not a curated record.
CAGACAGAGGGGGCUGCGGGAGGAGGACGGGCCAGGCAGGCGGUUCACAAGCGGCGCGUCGAUCUCUUUCUGCUCUGCUGGCGGCUUCAUCCGGAGCACAAACCAACCCGCCGAGCUCACCUAACCCCGACAAGGAUUUAUUUUAUUUCAUCCUAUUAUUUUCAUUUCUCCCAGGGACAUGUGUACCCCGUGCUGUAUCUCACAGUUGGCCUGCUGCUGCGGCUCAGCGGCCUGCUCGUGCUGCUGUAACUGCUGCCCCAAGAUCAAGCAGUCCACAGGAACCAGGAUCAUGUAUGCCUUGUAUUUCCUGUUAGUCACAGUCAUCUGUGUCAUCAUGAUGUCCCCCACUGUGGAAGAUGCAAUGAAAGACAAUAUCCCCUUCUACAAUGAGCUGUGUCAGAAGGUGAAUGCAGGGGAAAACUGCAAAAGUCUGGUUGGAUAUUCUGCAGUCUACAAAAUGUGCUUUGGGAUGGCUUGCUUCUUCCUAUUCUUCUCAAUCUUCACUGUACGAGUCAACAACAGCACAGGCUGCAGGGCAGCCAUACACAACGGAUUCUGGUUUCUGAAGUUUAUUGUCCUGGCAGCGUGUUGUUCCGGAGCGUUCUUCAUUCCACAGCAAGACACCUUUUUGGAAGUGUGGCGCGUCAUAGGAGCCACAGGCGGAUUCCUUUUUCUGCUUAUCCAGCUCAUGCUGUUGGUGGAGUUUGCACACAGAUGGAACACAAAUUGGAGUUCUGGAGUUGAAUAUAAUCGUCUUUGGUACGCAUCUUUGGCCUUAGUGACUCUGGUUCUGUUGAGUACAGCAGUGGGAUUGCUGGUACUCAUGAUUGUGAUCUACACCCACCCAGAGGCUUGUUUACUCAACAAGAUUUUACUGGGCAUCAAUGGCAGUCUCUGCCUCAUUGUCUCCAUGCUCGCCAUCUCCCCUUGCAUACAGAAAUUGCAACCCAAAUCUGGCCUCUUGCAGCCAGGAGUCAUCAGUCUAUACGUCAUGUACCUCACCUUCUCAGCCUUCUCCAGCAAACCAAAAGAGUUUUUGGACAUAAAUGGUGUGAACACAACCGUAUGCGUGUUCCCUCUCAACUCUGAGACAGAGAGCGACAAGAAGAUAGUCACUGCCAUUGGAACUACCAUCAUGUUUGGCUGUAUACUUUAUUCCUGCUGGACGUCCACUACAAGGCGAAGCUCUGCAGCACUCAGAGUGUAUACGGUCGGUGAGCCAGAGACUGAGAUUGCCCGCUGCUGUUUCUGCUGUGGUAAUGACACAGAUGACUAUGAUGAAGAGGGGAUUGGCUCAGGACAAAACGUGAUGUAUGAUGAAAGAGAGGCAACCAUCUACAACUAUUCAUUCUUUCACUUCGUCUUCUUCCUGGGGUCGCUUUAUGUCAUGAUGACCGUCACCAACUGGUUCCACUUUACUGACCAUAAGAUCGAGAAGCUGCUGGACGGUAGCUGGUCGGUGUUCUGGAUCAAAAUGACCUCCUCCUGGGUGUGUCUCUUCGUCUACAUGAUGACCCUCAUCGCUCCUAUGAUGUGCCCGAAGCGCUUUGAGGCCUAGUUCAUACAAAUGUACACAAGAUUCAGGCUACUGAUCUGUAAGAAGACGCCCAGCUCAGCUCCAAUGCUGGAAUAAGGGACCAGUACACACUUCUCUUGAACCACAACCCUCAGCAUUCAACGUGGAGGAUUAUCUGUUGCCUUUUGUUUUAUAUGCUAGUGUCUUUGUUUUACAAAGUUAAACUGUUAAUACUUUUGAUGGUAAUUUUGUAUUAUUUUACUACCACUGACUGGAGUUUUGUAUUACUUAUAGGCCUGAAAUUAGAUGCAGAUUUAUGACAUUUGUGUUGUACUCAGAAACAUUUCAACCCCAGCAGAUUCCCUGAAAAUGUCAGACUUGAAGGUGUGUGUAUUUUCUGUGUUUUUCUCAGACUCUUGCUUUUACACUCACCCAGGCAGUUCAGUUCUGUGUCGUUAAACCACAAAGUUGUAGCAAAGUUUGGGGGACAAAUUUAUUUCAAAGGAUGUUACAGAAAAUUUGUAUUUAUUUAAGUGUGAAUCAGAGGAGGAGUGUGGUGUAAAUGGAAUUAGAUUUGGUCCUGGCUAUGUUUUAAAACUCAUUUCUCAGGCUCAUGUUUAAUCUGUAUAUGUUGAUGCUUUAUUAUAUUUUGUAGGAGGUUUCUAUGCAGCAGAACAAGCCCUUCUCAAAGUUAGAAACCCGGUUGUGUGAAGUUUCACCUUCUCUCACAAGGAUCAAGUUUUACUAAUGGAAGUGCUCCCUUUUGAGCCAAAUCCUUUCCUAGAGAAAUCCACGUCUUCUAUACAUUUCCAGAAACCAUUGUGCAGGGUAGCCAUCUUCAAAUGAGCCUUCCCUACGUGAGAACGAUGUAGUGAAAUGUCAGCUCUCUGGAAGAGCCACAGUGACUUAGUUGAGGAGCUUUUGCCAAAGGUAGACAUCAGAAAAGUCUCAGAUCGUGGUCUGUUAUGGUGAAAUAUACAGCUGAGAAUGUGAUGCAUUUGCAAAAACGCACACACGCUCACAAAGCAGCUGUCUUCUCAUCCACUAUAAAUGGGUUCUACCACAUCAUUUAGUUUUGUCCGCACAUCAUGCUGGUCAGAAUAACAUGUCAAGACUGCUUUUAUAAGUGAGUUAUUCAGCACUGGCUGCCAGGUGUACUGGAUAAUUAAGACCUUCACCUGUUUACCUUUUAUGUUUUUUUUUUUUUGUGUGUGCGUUUGUGCUGUAUAAAAGUACAAUAUAUUGCACAUAAAGGUCAUUUUAUUUCUCAUUUCAUUAUUACUUUUCUCUUUUUGUCUUAUUGCAUUCCGUACAUGAUUUAUAAUAAGUUAUGUGUUCAUUUUGCUAUGGUGCUGCCAUAUGUGGACAAUUUCAUUUGACCUUUACUUUGAAUACCUGGAAAAUCUGUUACCUGACCUGUCUUUUUUGGAAACAUUUUUACAUUUUAAUUAUUUGUGUAAAUUUCAAAAUGUAGUGGUGGUCAGCAGCUGAUGUCAAACAAAAGGAAAAAAAAAAAGAAUGGGGCCAUUAUAAAAGGUGUAGACUACCAUGACUUACAGGAAUAUUAUGUGAUUGUAUUUUGUAAUGAAAACACGAACAUAUAUACGUAACAUGGAGUUCGUAUUUCUCACCCUCUUUCAAUAAAACAUUCAUGGAAAUCCAA